AUGUCGUCCAGCUCCCCGCCGGGCGAGCCCAAGAGCCGCAGCCUGGGCCGGCUUUCGCUGCCCAGGAGAGGCAGCAUGACGCCCGGCAAGAAGGCGGCGGCGCUGGAGCUGGCCGAGAGCGCCCCGAACGCCCACUACGCCCCGCUGGCGGCCGCGCAGGGCGGGCAGGCGCCCGCAGGAUGCGGCCCCGCGCCGGAGCGGGAGCGGGAGCGGGCGCCGCGCCUGCGGAGCGAGGUGGUGGUGGUGAGCGCCGACUGCCCGCGGCCCCCCAUCAGCCUGGACCCCCGCGUCUCCAUCUACAGCCUCCGCAAGCCCCUGCUGAGCCGCAGCAGCGUCCAGGGCAGGGUCUACAACUUCUUGGAGCGGCCCACGGGAUGGAAGUGCUUCGUGUACCACUUCACCGUCUUCCUUAUUGUGCUGAUAUGCCUUAUCUUCAGUGUGCUUUCUACAAUUGAGCAGUAUGCAGCUCUUGCUACCGGGACGUUAUUUUGGAUGGAAAUUGUGUUAGUGGUAUUCUUUGGAACAGAGUAUGUGGUUCGGCUAUGGUCAGCAGGAUGCCGCAGUAAAUACGUUGGAAUAUGGGGAAGGCUUCGUUUUGCUAGGAAGCCUAUUUCAAUCAUUGAUUUAAUUGUAGUUGUUGCCUCCAUGAUAGUUCUUUGUGUGGGCUCUAAAGGUCAAGUCUUUGCAACCUCUGCUAUCAGGGGCAUCCGUUUCCUGCAGAUUUUACGGAUGCUGCACGUUGACCGUCAGGGUGGUACCUGGAGGCUGCUGGGAUCAGUGGUAUUCAUACACAGACAGGAACUGAUAACUACACUCUACAUUGGAUUUCUGGGCCUGAUUUUUUCCUCUUAUUUUGUGUACCUGGCUGAGAAAGAUGCUGUAAAUGAUUCUGGAGAAACAGAGUUUGGCAGCUAUGCAGAUGCUCUGUGGUGGGGAGUAGUGACUGUUACAACUAUUGGCUAUGGAGAUAAAGUGCCACAGACCUGGAUAGGAAAGACAAUUGCAUCUUGUUUCUCAGUGUUUGCAAUCUCAUUUUUUGCACUGCCUGCGGGAAUUCUUGGUUCAGGCUUUGCCCUAAAGGUACAACAGAAACAAAGACAGAAGCAUUUCAACCGUCAGAUUCCAGCUGCUGCCUCACUUAUACAGACUGCAUGGAGAUGCUAUGCUGCAGAAAACCCAGACUCUUCUACAUGGAAAAUAUACAUUCGAAAACCUGCCAGGAAUUAUCAUUUGCUGUCGCCCAGUCCAAAACCAAAGAAAUCGGUGAUGGUUAAAAAGAAGAAGUUUAAGUUAGAUAAGGACAAUGGGCCUUCUUCUCCGGACAGGAUGUUGGCUAUACCACACAUCACUUACGACCACGUGGCAGAGGACAGGAAACCUGAUUUCAGUUUUGAACCAUUUGAAAAUUCUGGACAAACAGGAAUGUUAAAAUUGCUUGAUUGUCAGCGCUCCUGGCCAUCCUUUUCCGCAGACCAGCAGUCUUCCAGCGCUCCUUCCUCUCCAGUAAAAAAGAGCCCGGUGUUUCUAGAUGUGAACACAGGACCCUUCAUCAGGACCAGCAGCUUUGCCGAUGAGCUUGACCUGGAGGGUGAGACACUGCUGACCCCAAUAACUCACAUCUCGCAGCUGCGGGAGCACCACCGCGCUGCCAUCAAGGUGAUUCGGAGGAUGCAGUAUUUUGUGGCAAAAAAAAAGUUCCAGCAAGCCAGAAAGCCCUACGAUGUCCGAGAUGUUAUUGAGCAAUAUUCACAGGGCCACCUCAACCUGAUGGUGCGAAUCAAGGAGCUACAGAGGAGGUUGGACCAGUCCAUAGGAAAGCCGUCUCUUUUUAUCUCCGUCUCAGAGAAAAGCAAAGAUCGAGGCAAUAACACGAUUGGUGCCAGGCUGAACAGAGUGGAGGAUAAGGUCACACAAAUGGACCAGAAGCUGAACCUCAUCACGGACAUGCUGCAUCAUCUGGUUUCCCAUCAGCAGGGGGAUCAGGGGAACAAUAGAUCAUCUCAGAGAGGCAACAACAAUGUCAGUUCAGAGCUUUUCCUCCCAAACAACACCCUGCCCACCUACGAGCAGCUGACAGUACCGGGCAGAAAUGAAAACGACAUAUCCUGAUGUAGUGCAAGUCUGGGUUGGGUUGUUCCUACUUUUCUCCUCUGAACAGGACUGAGCAUUGAGAACCUGGGAGAAAUUAAGUUCAUCAGCCAACCGAGAAAUCAUGCAACUGCUAUAUCUACACCACUAGUCUCAAACAUGCUCUCCUAAAGUUACCCACAGUGGCCAAAGGAUUGCCAGGCUGUCUUCCACCAGGCAAAACCUCUGGGGCCUCCACGCUGAUUUUGUUCCUGAACAAAUGAUCGCAACUCGCUAUUUCUCAAAAAGACCAAAAUGGCAAGGAUUUAGAGCUCCUGAUAAUAAUAAUAAUAGUAAUAAUAAUAUUCUAAUAAUACUUGAACUUAGAUGGAAAAAAAUGCAUUCUGUUUAUGAAUCUGCAGAUAGCAAUUUAUUUCUACUACUAAGGUUUUUAAAACAAACUAGGAUAAUUUAUGUUGUUUUUAUUGUGUAAACAUACACUAACAUUCUAGACAAUAACAAACCACAUACUGAAUGAUUUUCUUUUUCUGUUUUAUUUUAGUGUUACUACAUAAACAGUUAUCAGAUAAUGACCAGAUUUUUAAAAUCUGUUUUUCUUCAGGGAGGAACUAAUCCUUAAUCUAGAACAAUACUAUUUAUAGUGGAAAGUCCUAUAGAUUUUCUAAGACACCAGUUUUUCAUGGGGAGACAAUAAAGUAUUAGAAUAUAGCAAAAAAUCAUUCUGCUUCCUAGAAAAUUGUUGCCAAAGAAUUUAUAUAUAAAUAGAAAACACGGUGGUCUGAAUGUACUUGUCCUGAGCAUUUUAAAAGGAAGGCUUUCUACUUCUUAAAUCUACUUACAGAUGCCAAGAAUAAUACAAGAGGCUGAAGUGGCUGGACUUCACUGGUCAAGUGUUUGAGCUGGCCACUCACAGAACAUCCAUAAUCCUUGCAGGAAUCAAGGCUUCAGUUCAGGAAAGCAUCUCUAAUCCACACAGCACAUAUGACAAUUUUAAUGUUUUCACGAAUAGUGUCUUGAGAAACUCAACUGUCUACAAGAGCUGUUUGGUAUGGACAAGUGCCAGCUCUUUAUCUAGGGAAUUGAGGGCCUCAGCUAUAACCCAUGGGGCUGAACCACGCUGCCCCACAUGAUGACUGCAAUGAAACCAACAGUGUUGGCUCAGUGUUGAGUUCUCACACACACAACUUGAGCAGGAGUUGGGCUUUGAUUACAAAGGCUGAAAUUACUAAGCCUUUGCAGAGACUCAGCACCUGAAUCAUACCAGUCCCUAAAGCUGACAGCCUCAGGAAAAGCUCUUUAGUCCAACAUGGUGGUAGUGGUAGCUCAAACUGCUGGGGAAACAAGAGCUGUAGACAGAUUUACCAACCCUUGCACUUUGAGCAUCCUUCAGAUCCAGUGCACCCUGUUCCCCUCGCUGCAGAGCCUGUACCCCACAGUGGUCUCCCUCUCCUGGGGGAUGCCCUAAAGCCUCAUACCUCAGCACAGCAGUUAGUAUUACCAGUUUUUUGACCAAUAUAACCAAUCUGAAAUACUCAUGAGUAAUUAAUGGGAUCACAGGGAACCUUCUCAUAGGGAACUCUCAGAUUCUGGGCUUUCUUUCAAACAUUUCAUCACUUUCAGAGAAAGUCUUGCAUUAAAUAUCGUGUAUUUAACUUCCCAGAUUCUGUUACAGUUGUCCAGCCUCUCUGUUGUACAGUAGGUAAAUGUUAAGGGUGUAGAAAUUUACAGGCAUAAAAAAGAAUUAUAUCAGGGUGUUAUGUUUUCGUAGCAAUCAAAUUUAUUCUCCUGAUUUUGAACAUUUUUUAAAUGAGAUUCACUAUGUAAUUUCAGGUUAUCAAUCAGCCUGUUCAUUUCCUAAUAAAAUACAGGACAAGAGUGCCAUGUCUUUUGGUUAUUCUACAAUCCAGACACUUGAUAUACACAAGAAAGAGGAUGGCAUUUCUUCUCCUUUCUCUCUCAGCCCACUGUGCAGUGUAAAUGUACUUUAUUUGCAAUGCAUGACUCUAAGCCUUCUGCUGAUUCUUCACUAGAGAAAUAAAAGAAAAUGCAGACUUUAUCAGCAGAGAUGACUGGAGUGAAAGGUGUGUCACGUUGCCCUGGCUGAAAGUAGAUAGGUCUGUGCAUUUCUAGGAGCAUUGUUUUAAACAGAAAAUGUGUCCAUUCCUGCCUGUUUGUUCCCAAGACCACAUUCUCUCUGUGACACCUAAUCUUGGUGGUAACAGUCUGGCACAGCAAACACUUAAUGUAAAACAUAAUUUCCCUUUCUUGUCAGUUGGUCUGUAACCAUCUGAAAGUCUCCAUUGGAAUCAGAUUCAUUGGAAUCACUGGAUUUUACAGGUUUUUAAGGCUGGUGGCCAGUUGUGAGGUCAGUGAUUCUUCACCGGAAUCCAGCUGUUCCUUUCAGAAAGUACAAAGCUCUGAGAUCUACUACUUCAAACCUUAUAAUCGACCUUGCCCUAAGGAAAAGAUGAUCCAUUUUCCUUGUUGAAGAGGGCUGGUAUAAAAUGAGCCAUCCAAAUUUGCCAUGCAGCUGCCUGGAGCCAGCCAUCCCCAAAGGGCUCACCAGAGACAGAUCUGACCUUUCUGCUUGGAGGACUGACUGGAAUUAUCUGCCCUGCUGGGGCUUCAUAUCUCAAUGACUUCUCCGAAGCAGGUGCCUCAGCAUCUUUCUUGCACAGAUCACUGUAGAACAGCAGCAGUGGGAAGAUGAGCUGAGCAGUCCAACAUUGGAGCAGCCUGAAGUAACCAGCAUGCAGUGAAUUUUUGCUAAAACCUUUCCUACUGGUGUCUCCUGCUCAGCCAAACUCUCCAAAGUGAGGUUUUUAAGUAGAUAGGAAAUGUUUGUAAGUAUCUUGAAGGGGAGCAAAGGAAAAUGUAAGGCAGGCCAAACUUU
Molecule: messenger RNA, 4981 nt
Organism: Hirundo rustica (Barn swallow)
Lineage: Eukaryota; Metazoa; Chordata; Aves; Passeriformes; Hirundinidae
Gene: KCNQ1
Product: potassium voltage-gated channel subfamily Q member 1
Exons: 18
Coding region: 1-2109 (702 amino acids)
Biological process (GO): potassium ion transport; transmembrane transport
Cellular component (GO): membrane; voltage-gated potassium channel complex
Molecular function (GO): voltage-gated potassium channel activity
Source: RefSeq, a predicted model, not a curated record